This is a messenger RNA of Spirodela intermedia, 2596 nucleotides long. The record is from the annotation of a GenBank genome assembly. Lineage: Eukaryota; Viridiplantae; Streptophyta; Magnoliopsida; Alismatales; Araceae.
AUGGGGAGGUUCUCCGGCGGCGCGUUGGUGGUGGUGGUGGUGGCGGCUCUGCUGGUAGCACUGCGGAGAGUGAAGUGCUACCCCCCGGAGGACUUGGUGAAGGGCCUCCCGGGGCAGCCGGCGGUGGGGUUCCGGCAGUACGCAGGGUACGUCGAUGUGGACAGGAAAGCCGGGAGGAGCCUCUUCUACUACUUCGCCGAGGCCGACGGAGAUGCCCACGAGAAGCCGCUCACUCUCUGGCUGAACGGAGGUUCUCCCAUCCAUCAUUUCUCCUCUGUUCAUACUCUUCUGUCGGUCGAUUUCGUCUCGUCCACAUCUUUUUCCUUCUUCCCCUCUCUCCGAAUUUAUUGCCGAAUUUCGCCGUGGAGUUCUGCAUCUCUUUCCCCGCAAUUCUGCUCCGAAUCGUCUCCGCCGUCUUUCUUCGGAGAUGGAGAAGGCCCUCUUCCUCGAUUCUACAUUUAUACUGGCUCCGCUCACGGCGCCUGUCAGUAUUUUUCAGGCCCUGGUUGCUCUUCGAUCGGUGGAGGGGCUUUUACAGAGCUGGGCCCCUUCUUUCCCAGGGGCGACGGCCGCGGCCUUCGGAUAAACAAACAUUCAUGGAACAAAGGUCGAGAAGCUUUCAAUUUCCCUUCAAUCUCCAUAGAAACGUCGUGAUAUAUCGAAAUAAUACAGCCAGAAAGAUCACGUCUGCCUAACUCAGGCGGCUUUGGAAGAUCUCAGCGAUUGUGUCUUGAUGUUUCUCAGUCUCGAACCUCCUGUUCGUGGAGUCUCCGGCCGGAGUUGGAUGGUCCUACUCGAACAGAACCUCCGACUACACCACCGGAGACAAUUCGACUGGUAAUGGAAAUCCCAUCCUGAUCUAUUUUCCCUGAUAAUCACGGGUGGAAGGAGACAUGGGUCGAUGAUAACCAGUGUUCUUCCUUCCUUUUCUUGCCGUCUUGUCUCUAAUUGCUGCAGCUUACGACUUGUUAACGUUCCUGCAUCAAUGGUUCAAGAAGUUCCCAGAGUUGAGAUCCCGCGACCUGUUCCUGACCGGAGAAAGCUAUGCAGGUAUUUCCGGCAAGGCAGAGCCCACUCUCCGGUAGACGUUCUGUCUGCAUAACCCACCGGCUGACCUGAUUUGAUCUCUCCCAGGACACUACAUUCCCCAGCUGGCGGAGGUUCUUCUCCGCUAUAACAAAAACUCGCGGGAUUUCAAGUUCAAUGUCAAAGGACUGGCCGUAAGAACAACAAACCCGCGUUUCUUUCUCCUUCUUCCCUCGUCUAUCCUUCUCUAAUCGAGGUUCGAACCAGACUAAGCGUGGAUUCUCGUGCUCUGUUCAUCGGUGCUCGAUUCAUCAGAUUGGGAAUCCUCUCCUCAACCUGGAUAGGGAUGUCCCGGCGACGUACGAGUAUUUCUGGUCUCACGGGAUGAUCUCCGACGAGCUCGGGCUCAAGAUCAUGAACGACUGCGACUUCGAGGACUACGUCUUCGAAGGUCACCAUAACGUGAGCAAAUCCUGCACCGAUGCGAUCGAGGAGGCGAACCGCAUCGUCGGUGAUUAUAUAAACAACUACGACGUGAUCUUGGACGUCUGCUACCCCUCGAUCGUGGAGCAAGAGCUGCGGCUUCGGAGAUACGUGAGCACAGCCACCCGCCUGUUCCUCCUCGAGGAGCUUCUGCUUCUCGGCGGCGGCGAUGCCUUCCAUUAAUCCCCUCUUCUCCGGGACCUCUUGCAGGCCACCAAGACGAGCGUAGGGGUCGAUGUCUGCAUGUCCUACGAGCGGCGCUUCUACUUCAACCUGCCGGAGGUCCAGCGAGCUCUCCACGCCAACCGGACGAAUCUGCACUACAGCUGGACCAUGUGCAGCGAGUAAGUUCGUUCCCCACUCUGAGAUUGAGCUCGUCUUCAUGUCAUCAUUCUGCCCGGAGGAGGGGAGAUCACUGGGGCGGCGGUCGCCCCGACAGGGGUGGUGCGGCUGUUCAGUGGAGCCCGUGAUGAUUGCGGAAGCAAGGAACUGACGUUUUGGCUGCUUUCGAUGCGUUGACCAGCGUUCUCAACUACAGCGUGGCCGACGGGAACAUCAACAUGCUCCCCGUGCUCAAGAAUAUCAUCGAGCAUCGUAUACCUGUGUGGAUAUUCAGGUGAGACCCAUCGUCUUCCCCCCAUUUUUUCUUUGGAGAAAAGAGAAACGGCGUGACGGAUGAUCCUCCUCCCCCCCUCGAAUCGCAGCGGCGACCAGGACUCCGUCGUCCCUCUGCUGGGCUCCCGAACGCUAGUGCGAGAGCUCGCGCAGGAUCUCAAGAUCAAAGUCACCGUUCCCUACAGCGCCUGGUUCCACAAAGGCCAGGUACGCCGCCGGCGACCCGUCGUCUACCUUCCUUCCCCUCGUCCAUCCACCUGAUAAUAUCCCUGUCUGUGUCGUCGGCUGGGUUUCCUGUGUGAAGGUUGGGGGAUGGGCAACAGAGUACGGCAACCUUCUGACCUUCGCAACGGUGAGAGGGGCAUCUCACAUGGUGCCCUACGCUCAGCCGGGGAGGGCGCUAACCCUCUUCAAGUCCUUCUUGGGGGGGAAGCGGCUGCCCAACACGACUCAUCCCCCCAUUGAUGGAUGA